CAAGCUGAAUCGAAACGCGGAUCGUCGCAGGAAUUAUGGUUUCGACAGGUAACGCAGCGUCAGAGUGCGGAACAGUCGCGUAUAGAUGCGGUUUGGUCAUUGUUUGAGUAUUUUAACACUGCUGAGAAAGACCCUGAUAACACUUAUGGUUGGCCACCGGUUCCAAUAGUUGGAAAUCAAUCGGGACGUGGUGUUUUUGCUUACAAAUGCUCAAAUAAGGGCCUACGAGAAAGAACAUAGAUGCGAACACUGUGUGAUAAUUAUUAAGAAAUAUUACAUGUAAUAGUUCAUGGCAUGAUACUGUAUAUAGAAUGUUUCUUUGUUUCUGUAUUUUAUAAGGAUACUUAAUCAAUUCUACAUUGAUUAUUGUGCCUAUUGGUCCAGUCUUGCUCGUUUCAAAUCACCAGGCUUGCAGGUAACGGACACCCAGAUUGCCAUAUUUAUAUUCCACGUAUCGAUUCUCCAAAUUUACAGGUGAUAACUCGAACAAUUAGCAUCAAAAGAAAAACAGCAUCGAGAGAAUAAGACGGAUAUCGAGGCGACAACGGCGUAUCCAAUGAGCAUCCAAUUCAGAAGCUACAAAUGCAAAUCCAGCUUGCAGCGAGAUCUCGCGAGAAAGAACAAGAAAAGCUUAACGUCCAAGUGACCUACUACCAAAUAAUUCAAGCCGAAACUACAAAGUCUACCCUGCUCCGAUUCAAGAACCGGUAUCACGACCAACGGUACGCACGAGCACGUGGCUGUUCGAAACACAACAACCGCUUAACCCAGUGAGGGAAGAAGACAAAAACUAAGUGUCCCAAAAAUUGUGAAAGAAACACGCAACAACGGAGAAAAAAUGUCAACAAAAAAAUCACCGACUCGAUUCGCUGCGAAUCGAUACAACCGAACAACCUCCAGUUCCCCGAUAGCACGAAUUCAAUUAUUCCCACAUCGGUACCGCCGCCGAGAAGUAUAAAAAAAAAAAAGAAUGAAUCCCAAAGCGAUCCCACCGACGGCCAACACCUUCGACGAAAGCAGAAAGCUCUGGCCGGCGCGACGAGGGUUAAGAAUCGGCGGUCGCGCACGUGGCUCGGUUACAGGCCAUUUCCGGGGAACGUCGCCCUUGGCUUGCGACAAGGUAGCCUCUCCUUGGCUCGUAGGUGUACGAUCCGACCUCUUAACCAUCCGGCAAGUGUCAUUAGUAGCUAUGGGCGGGGCCUGGGUGGCGAUACGUGGUUACAGGGAGCGCGGUUGUGUUGCAGCGCUCGCGGCGCGGCUCAUCAGGUUUCCACCUGAAGGGUGCAGCAUGACGCAAGCUUCGGAAGAGUGUGCGCGACGUCGCGUUGCCGCAGGCGUGACCUGUCGCGCGAGGUCCGCGCGCUAUUGGACGACAGGUUGUGUCGUGGGCGGAGCUGUUACGCCCGCAACUCGGCGCAAGCUCUCGCGCCCUCUUUCUCGCUCCUCUUCCCACCAGCGACGUUUGUCUCGCUCCCCCCCACAGGGCUCGACGCGCGGCUCACGUUACAAACCCGGUACAGUCCGGUCUAGUCUGUCGUUCGGUCACGAACCAGUCGUUUAGCUGUCUGCUUGCGACCCCCGCGUGAUUCGAGCGAUCGAAGGGAUCCCGUAACAGCUGGUCCACGCGAGAGUCCGAGCCCCCGGAGUUGUUGACACGCACGUGCGCGCGCGUGAGCUCUCCCUCGUACCGACGUAUACGCGUACACCGUGCUCGCCGGGGCCAACUCCUCCGUGUCACAUCUCGUUACCCUCGGCCACGGUCCUCUUUUUCGCAUGCCGCGAUCCGGUUAGACGCGAACGAAUGCCUUGGUGCCCCGAUCGUGACGCGUGUCGGGGACGAGUCGCGCGAUGGACGAUGAUCAGCCGCGGAAUAUGACUGUUCCGCGGUUGCGUGCCGCCGGCUUGUUGUUACUUGGUGCGGAAAGGUGAACUUGGUGGUGCACAGAACGUUACGGCAGUGCGUGUGGUCCACGAACGGAAGAGGAGGAACAAGAAGAAAGGGUGGAGGAAAUAGGGAGUUUGAGAAAGAAAUAGGAGGAAAAAGGAGAGGGAAAUGAUGCCGUAUCAGGUGGCCAUGGAUUAUGGGGGCUUUCAGCGACAAAGCCCGGUCGGGGUCGGUGUCGGUGUCGGCGUCGAUGUCGGCGGACCCCAUCAGGGGGCCGCUGGGGCGCUCAGCAUCAACCCCGCGUUCACGCACUCCUGGUUCGUACCGGCGGACCUCUGUGUCCCGUACAAACAGAGUCAGGGUCCUCUCCUCGAGCCAGGCAUCCUCGAGCUGCGCAAGGAGAAGAGCAGAGACGCCGCCAGGUCUCGAAGGGGGAAGGAGAACUUCGAGUUCUACGAGUUAGCGAAAAUGCUGCCAUUACCGGCGGCUAUUACCUCCCAGUUGGACAAAGCCUCCAUAAUAAGGCUAACCAUCUCGUACCUCAAACUUCGGGAAUUCUCGGGUCACGGAGACCCGCCAUGGAAUCGGGACGGGUCGCCGCCGAAUAAAUCUGUCAAAACUGUAUGUCUAGCGAGGUCGUCAGCAUCCGCUGCGGUGGACCACUUCGAAGUACACCAAGGAACCCACAUACUUCAAUCGCUGGAUGGGUUCGCGAUGGCGGUCGCCGCUGAUGGACGGUUCCUGUACAUAUCCGAGACCGUCUCAAUUUACCUUGGACUCUCACAGGUAGAAAUGACGGGAUCAAGCGUUUUCGAUUACGUUCAUCAGCAAGACCACGCGGAGGUCGCCGAACAGCUAGGCCUCGGAUUGACCUCGAGUAAUUCUUCCGGUCCGCACUCGUCGAGCUCAGGAUUAGCGUCGCCAAGUAGCGCAGCGUCCGAAGAACAUGGCUCGUCUUCCACAGCGAAUCCCGACGUGUCCUCGGUAAUGGCGUUAUCAUCGACUGGCCUUUACAAAGGAUACGAUCGAGCGUUCUGCGUCAGGAUGAAAUCCUCGUUGACGAAAAGGGGUUGCCAUUUUAAGUCUUCUGGUUAUAGGGUCGUACUGUUACUGUGCCGUUUGAGACCGCAGUAUACGUUUAGCCAUACAAGAAAGUCUGCGCCACCUUUGAUGGGUAUGGUCGGUUUGGCGAUCGCACUUCCUCCGCCAAGUGUGCACGAAAUUCGUCUCGAAACCGACAUGUUCGUCACCCGAAUUAACUUCGACUUUCGGAUAGCACAUUGCGAACCAAAAGUAUCCGAAUUAUUAGACUAUACAGCCGACGAAUUAACGGGGAAGAAUCUUUAUACGUUGUGCCAUGGAGAGGAUGCAAACCGUCUUCGAAAGUCUCACAUUGACUUGAUUCACAAGGGUCAAGUGUUGACACAUUAUUAUAGGCUGAUGAACAAAAGCGGAGGAUACACGUGGUUGCAAACUUGCGCGACCGUGGUGUGCAACACUAAAAACGCCGAAGAACAAAAUAUCAUUUGUGUCAAUUACGUCAUAAGUGGUCGGGAAUAUGAGAACUUAAUAAUGGACUGCUGCCAACUGGAAGACGGUGUAAUGGGUGUCAAGCGUGAGGACGCCGCUGGAAAUGAUCCAGAAAAUGGAUCACCGGAUGCCGACAGAGGAGAAGGUAGAAGCCGCGGUGGACCGCCUAAUCAGCAUCAGGAACAUUCGCACAGGUCUCCCCCCGAGGACCGCGAGGACGCCCGAGGCUCCGAGAGCGAGAAACGGAGCAACAGACACCACGACAACAUGGCGCAGUUGCAGCAAGAGCCCCAGACAGCCGUGGGGAACAUCAGCACCCUCGUGGUGAAGCUACGCGGUCACAAACGGAAAAUCCAAGAAGAAGACAGCAGCUCGAACGAGGAGGAGGAGGACGAGGAAGACGCGACGUCGGCGAAGGUCGGGAACAGCGAGAGGAAUCACGCUCUCAGCCCGGCCCCGUCGAAUCAUUCCAUUUCAGGGACUGAUCAGGCUCUCUGUUCGACCAGUCCCAAGUCCAGACGGGUGGAGGACAGAACGACCAAGGCGGACACGACGGGUACGUCCGUGAAAGAUCUGGAGCAGGCGAUGUCGAAGCAUCUGCCGGUGACGAACCUGAACAAGUCGCAUUCCCCGACGCUGCAUCAACCUACCGACUUCAGCACGGACGCGUUGCUGAAGCAGCAGCAACAGAGGAGCACGAUACAGUGGAUCGGUGCCCAUCACCACCUGGGCCAUCUGAGUCCUCAACAAUCAGCCACCGCGCCCUUACCAGCAUCAGCCCUCCUGAGGCAGUUGUACGCCAACAGGGAGAGCGUGAUACGCGCGAACGUCCACGGGAUCACUUCCAGCGGUACCACUCGCACCUCGUCUUCGGGUGGCACCUAUUACACCGGGGACACCACGCCCAGCGGACCUCUACCCACGCCACCUGGCUCGGAGGGUUCCAGCACCUACGGGGAGCACCAGUUCGUGUUGGUCACGCACAACCAGAAAGGCUCAACGGGGACCAGUUGCGCGGACGCUUUCACGAGUCUGGUUUCGUCGUACACCACCGCCGGCGGUUACACGGUGGACUAUCACUCGGCUAUGACGCCGCCGUCGUCCGUCUCGCCGCGGGACAAGCAACAACAGCAGCAGCAGCAACAGCAACAGCUGCACCCGGUGAACGUGAUAAGUAACUACGAGGGCUCGACGGCCUACGCCGAUCCCGUGCUACGCCAUCAGUACGAGCCGGCGCAACCGUUACCUUUGAAACCACAAGUGUAUUCAGCCGCCGUUCAUCCGAGCGCGUUGGACGCCGCGGCGGCGUACGCGUCGGCGGGACUGACGGAGCAAACGCAGUUCUAUCAUCAUCCGGCGGCUGGUGCCGGCUUUCACAUCUACCAUCCGACUAACAAGUCGACGACGAACGGCUGGUACAGUUCGACGUCCUAGUGGCGUGAUCCCGUGCGCGAGACACGUGUACUUAAGUAACUGAAAUCGAGCCCAAAGUCUCCUACUCCCAACCCCCCCACCCCUCCCCCCUUACAUGCAUAUCAGUGAUAUCGUAUUCACCUCGACGUCUCUGUGCCGAUCCCUGUGUCCCCUUUCUUCCUGUCUACGCGGUUCUCUCUUUUUCUUUGCGUUCCUCUAUUUUUUUUUUUAUUUUUUUUUUAUUUUACGCCUCAGGAGGAAGCGACCUUGACGCGAGCUCCUUGGUCCUCGUGUGAAUUUGGUGGGAUAUUGUCUACUAACGGUCGUUCAGUUUUCUAAUUGCCAUGGCGAUGGUUUUAAUGAGAUGUCUUGAAGCAUGUUGAAGGGGGCGGAUUUGUAUUUUGGAGCAGACGACAACGAUUCAUUGUUCUUAAGUUUCAGGAUCUCGUUCUAGUGUAGGGUAAAACCAUGCUUCUGCGUCAAAAUUUAAUUAACGCAUUGCGUAUGAUGAACAUUUUCGACGGAGUUCCUAGGUUAUCCUGUGGGAUUCUUAGUAAAAUGUUCCUCAUUAAGAUAAUAAUUCCCUUAAUGGCAAGAAGUAGCAGCAAGUAUUUAGCUUGGACCAAUAAACAUUCAUCCAAAGAUUCAUUGAAAUCAGAACCUACCAGUUCAUGGUAUGUCCAUGUUAGUUGCGCGGAACGAAGGCUGACUAAAAUGUCUGGCCCUAUACUGACCCUAUACCACUGUUACUUCCAAGACUGAUCCUUCUUUCUGCUUAGGCUAUAGUUAGUAGACAAUCGUAGUUUGAAGAAUUAAUUCAGGUUGAACAGGUCUAUUCAGUCCUUCACGAAAAGAGAAAUAUUGAAAACAAGUGGAAACUUGAUUUGAAAUCAAUGAAAACCAUCUAUCAAUUUCCUCUAAUCGUUUAAAAUCAAAUUAUGUCAUAUUCACAUUUGCUGCGAUGCUUAAUGUAUUACAUGGUCUUUAUGAAUUUUUGUAAACAUACGCAAUGUAUAAAUUAAUGAUGGGUUGAAAAUAUGCGGUAACCGUUCCCCUGUAAUCGCCCCGUAACACGCUUCAGGAUCAUUAAAAUCAACGAGGUCGUUAGCACGGUAAAUAAUUACCAUUGUUCUCAAACAUUUAUGCGUAAUUAAUUGGAAUUUAAGUGAUUUUCAAUACGACACACAGGGAAGUUUGAUGUCUUGUACAGCUAUUAAUUAUAUAUACAUAAUUUAACGAAGGUGGCAAUACUAUUUCUGUACAGUUACUUACACUAUUUUCAUUUAAUAGUAUUUAAUAUAAAGAAUUUUCUUACAAGAGUCACUAGGAUUUUGUUUUUUAGCAACUGUCGAGAAACAAAAUUCUACGACCCCUUCUGGGAAAAUCUUUAUACAUAUGACAAUGCUUUUUACUUUGUAUACCUUUAAGCUAUAUAGACGAAAAUAUCUUUCAACAGUUUGAUCAUUUAUUCAAAAAAGCGUAUUCUGGUAUAUAUUAGUUCCUGUCGCAAUAAUAAUUGUAAUUAGUAAUUAGAUGCGGAUGUAAAUAAACAAAGGUAUUGUAAAUAACCGUACACGAGUAAUAUGGCAACGUUCAAAUCGGUAUCGUUAAUUGAAAAUUAUAAAAUACAUCUGAAUAUUAUAAUCAAUCCUUAAGUAGACACCUGAGGUUAUUAUAGACCUUCCACUAUAGCGUAUUAUGUGCUACUCACUAAUGUAGAUUAACUACAUUUUAAUCAAUUCGAAAAGAGUUAAUUUCUCCAUUUACUGAACAAAGGAUAAGAAAGAGUCAAACAGAAAAUAAAUAUAACUCCUCAUGCAGAGAUCAAAUUUCCCUCGGGAUAAUGACCCUAAAUUCCAAUCAACUUGAGAAGACUAACACUUAAUCAAUUUUGUGUAAACUUGAUCAUUAACAGGUAAUAUUCGAAACACAGUUCAUACCGUCGAAACCCUUAUAUUCCAAGCUCCGUUUCGUCAAAAAAAAAAAAAAAAAAUGCUAACAAAUGUCGCGACCUCCUGUUUACCCAGGCGUUCAUUUUCCCCCUAACCCUGCUACCCCUUCGUCACCGUUUCUUUUCUCUUCUUCAUUUCGUCUUCGUCUAAACCAGCGAUCGUACGCGCGCAUCCGAUAUGCCAACCGAACUGUAAAAAAAAAGAAAAAAAAAAAAAUUAAUAUGAAAAACGCUGCUCUCUAUCUCGACUAUGUAGAACGACUUAUUGUAAUAUAACAAAAUAAAUUAUUAUGUAUGUUGACAUUUCGGAGAUGUUCGCGUGAGCGUGGUGAUAAUGGUGUUCACCGAAGACCGCCGUGCGUGUUCGAAUGGAAUGAUAAGGAUGGAAUUGUACGUUCGUUGUGACGCUCAAAAGGGAUGACGGUGAAACGAUGAUGGCUAUUGUAGUUAGUUGCGGCCGCGUGGCAAUGAACCAUGGCCACACGGUGUGGAAGUAACGAACAAAAGACAUUUUAAUCAGCGUUGUUCGCUGAGUCAGCGUGGUUGUUUAGCGAUAAUUACUCGAGAAGCCGUACUUGUCGUAAUUUUUUAUACUGUAACAUUUUGUUGCGUAAAAGACGGAAUGACUUUAGUGAAGUCGACAGUGCAAUCGUUACGAGUUUUAGCGUUAAUUUAAGAGGAUCGAAAUAGAAAUUUAAACAAAAAAAAAAAGAAGUUUACCUUGCUUAUACGAGAGAGAGAGAGAGAGAGAGGAGGAUAAGAGAGGCGUUGUUUCUGUACGUGAGAGUAUGUAACAUUAUCGAAGGGAAUCGCUAUCUCUAUUAAUUUGUGGCGGCGUUGUUUCGUGAUUGUUAACUUAUUUGCCGGCUUAUCGUUUCUCUUUAUUUGAUCGUUACUCGCGCGUUGAGAUUUCUGUUUUCGGUAUCGUUUAAUCGUCAAUGUUUAUACAUAUCAUGUAUUUUCGUCCGGCAAGAAUGAUAUCACUGCCUUACGAAAGAAUCUAAUCAGCGAUUUAUUCGCUUAGACUUUUUAUUCGCGGCAUGCGUCCAUUUCUGUGCGUAACUGCUUUCAGUUGAGAAAUGUUCGACGAAUGCAGACACAAUUUUCAAAGAGAAAGUUAAAAACAAUAUAUAUAAAUAUAUAUAUAUAUAUAUAUAUAUAUAUAUAUAUAUAUAUAUAU
Hylaeus anthracinus is the source of this 7959-nucleotide messenger RNA. Its product is annotated as protein trachealess. The record is from RefSeq and is a predicted model, not a curated record. The transcript is spliced from 11 exons. Bases 2054 to 4849 code for a protein of 931 amino acids. NCBI's taxonomy places the organism in Eukaryota, Metazoa, Arthropoda, Insecta, Hymenoptera, Colletidae. Gene Ontology annotation, molecular function: DNA-binding transcription factor activity, RNA polymerase II-specific; protein dimerization activity; RNA polymerase II transcription regulatory region sequence-specific DNA binding. Gene Ontology annotation, biological process: regulation of transcription by RNA polymerase II.